UAAUAGAGAGAAGUAUAUUCUGUUGUAUGCCAGAAUGUUUUUGCAUUCUCACCAACUGGACUGCAUAUCAGACAGGAACAGAGCUCAAUUAAUCAGAAUAAAUUAACAGGUUACACCUGGUUUGCUCUCCGACAUUGGUAGGACCAGGCAUUCGUCUGCAAAGCAAAACAAGUUUCUUAAAACAGGGAUUUGCCCUUACUAACGUUGUAGCCAUGUGCAUUUGCAUGGACAUGUUCAUUUCAAACGUUGCAGAUAGACGUAGACUACACAUGGGACCAAACUAUAACAUGAAAUUCGAGGUCCCUUCGAGGUUCAAAAUCCAAGCAACAGUAAAUCGCAGAGCAGACUUGCCUAGACCGAUGUUGAUUGGCGGAUCAUUAGGCUACACCUGCGUUCACUGGGACAAGGAAACCAACUUUAGAUUGAUUGCAAAUGGUUACAAUCGAACAAUCGAAUUUGAUCUUGAAUUAUAGAUACUAUUUCUGAUGAGAUGUCGCAAAUAAGCCCAUCACCAAACUCAAAUCUCGCUGAAGGUUUACCAAUCACAAGUUUGACCCUACUUGUUCUCCUUCUUAUACCAUGCGUAGUUCUUUUGCUACUGUUGAACUGCCUAUUUCUCGGUUACAAAUUCCUAAUAUUAUCCAGGAGAAAAAGAAAACGAGAGGAUUCUGAGAGCACACUUCUACAGUCGAGUCACUCGACCCACCAGAGAAUCACCAGAAUAUCUGAAAAACCCUUGUUACCCAAUCAGGAUGGGAAAAGAACAUAUUUGUCCAUAUCGGAACCAAUGUUGGUACCACCCGUGACAUCUUCAAGAACCUCUUCACGGGGAAAUGUUGCUUUGGAUCCGAGAGGGAUUCACUUCUUGCGGCCAAGUGGAACGACAGGAGGACGAUCGGGGUCUCUGAGGUCCCCCAGUACAAUCCUGGCGACCUCGUCAACAACGCCCAACUCGAGGCCCGACUUGCACCGCAAGUCCUGCAUGUACAGCAAAAGCAAAUGGUGCUGUAGCGCCCCAGUCUUACCGCUUUCCAGUGACUCUGAGACGGAACGGACACACCGUGUGCCCCCCAAUACACCAUGUAUCACAGAAUUAAACGACGCUGUUUCUGGUGUAAGUAGACCAGCUAUGUGUUAUUGAGAUGCUGGACCUUAAGUGAUCCCUGAUAUUGUCUCCUUGGAAACAUGUUUGCCAUCGGCAGGUUGAGUUGGGCCAUAUGCGCCG
Messenger RNA from Hypomesus transpacificus, 1225 nucleotides. RefSeq names its product huluwa (gene hwa). NCBI's taxonomy places the organism in Eukaryota, Metazoa, Chordata, Actinopteri, Osmeriformes, Osmeridae. The coding region runs from base 491 to 1141 and encodes 216 amino acids. The transcript has a single exon. The record is from RefSeq and is a predicted model, not a curated record.